Messenger RNA from Pangasianodon hypophthalmus (striped catfish), 5506 nucleotides. RefSeq names its product NACHT, LRR and PYD domains-containing protein 3. Gene Ontology annotation, molecular function: protein binding. The record is from RefSeq and is a predicted model, not a curated record. Lineage: Eukaryota; Metazoa; Chordata; Actinopteri; Siluriformes; Pangasiidae.
GAGAGAGUGUGGUUGUGUGUGUGUGUGAGAGAGAGAGAGAGAGUGUGUGUGUGUGAGAGAGAGAGAGAGAGAGUGUGUGUGUGUGAGAGAGAGAGAGAGUGUGUGGUUGUGUGUGUGUGUGUGUGUGUGUGUGUGUGUGAGAGAGAGAGAGAGAGUGUGGUUGUGUUUGUGUGUGAGAGAGAGAGAGAGAGAGAGUGUGGUUGUGUGUGUGAGAGAGAGAGAGAGAGAGAGAGAAAGAGAGUGUGUGUGUGUGUGUGUGUGUGAGAGAGAGAGAGUGUGUGUGUGUGUGAGAGAGAGAGAGAGAGAGAGAGAGUGUGUGUGUGUGUGUGAGAGAGAGAGAGUGUGUGUGUGUGUGUGUGUGAGAGAGAGAGAGAGAGUGUGUGUUUAUCCCAAAGUGGUUCCACAUGGAGAGUAAAGACAGGCUGGUUUGAGUGUGGUGCAGGAACAGGAAGUCUUCAUGGAGCUGCUUUGUGCACAGGGGCAUUGUCAUGCUGGAGCAGGUUUGAGUCUCUUAGUUCCAGUGAAGGGAAACUGUAACGCUGCAGCACACAGAGACGCUCUAUACAACUGUGUGCUUCAGAGUUUGUGGAAGAAGCACAUGUGGGUGUGAUGGUCAUGGGGUGCACAUACUUUUUGGCCUUAUAGUGUGUGUGUGUGUGUUUCUUAUCACCAGGGAUUAUUACGAUAAUAAAUUACCACUUUACUGCUUUCGAUUUAGAUUCAGCUCUUAGAGGAAGUGUACACAUCACUUCACCUCACCUUUGGACCGUAAUGAAGGGUUUAGUCAGACGUUACACUCGUCUGUGCUUGUUGAUCAAAAUGGUUUAGGUGAAUCUGCUCUGUUUCGUGAUGAGAGGAAUAUAACACACCUCAGGAGGAACAUAACACACCUCGGGAGGAACAUAACACACCUCGGGAGGAACAUAACACACCUCAGGAGGAAUAUAACACACCUCAGGAGGAAUAUAACACACCUCAGGAGGAAUAUAACACACCUCAGGAGGAAUAUAACACACCUCAGGAGGAACAUAACACACCUCAGGAGGAAUAUAACACACCUCAGGAGGAAUAUAACACACCUCAGGAGGAACAUAACACACCUCAGGAGGAACAUAACACACCUCAGGAGGAACAUAACACACCUCAGGAGGAAUAUAACACACCUCAGGAGGAACAUAACACACCUCAGGAGGAAUAUAACACACCUCAGGAGGAAUAUAACACACCUCAGGAGGAAUAUAACACACCUCAGGAGGAACAUAACACACCUCAGGAGGAAAACGCACUGUAAUCUAUCAGAAGUGACAAAACCUCCAAAAUGAGUUUCUCUGGAAAGCACAAGGAUAAAAGUGACGAGAGUUGGAUCGAGGACAGGAGAUCACACUCGCUCGAACUCAGCUGUGUGUCCAUGAAGAGCGACUGGUUGAUGGAUCAUCCACUGAAAUUCACAAAGCAAAACUCUUCCACUGAACUCAGUUGGAUCGAGGACAGGAGAUCACACUCGCUCGAACUCAGCUGUGUGUCCAUGAAGAGCGACUGGUCGAUGGGUCAUCCACUGAAAUUCACAAAGCAAAACUCUUCCACUGAACUCAGAAUUCAAAAGGAGAAAUCAAAAACUACCUGCAGAACGCAGAAGGGAGUGCUGAAGUUCUCACCGCACAUCCUGAAGAACGUGAACCACACAGAUCUCUCUAACACGCUGCACAACAAGCUGCUCUCUGCGUAUCAGGACAAACUCAAAUCCAAACUUGUGGAGAAGUGUAAAAGAAUUAAUGAAGGAAUCUCACAGCAUGGAAGCUCAGCUCUUCUGAAUGAGAUCUACACAGAGCUCUACAUCACAGAGGGAGGAAGUGGAGACGUCAAUAAUGAACAUGAGGUGAGACAGAUUGAGGCAGCGUCCAGGAGACCAGCAACACAGGAGACACCCAUCAAAUGUAAUGAUCUCUUUAAAGACAAGUCCAUCAGAAGUGUGCUGACUAAAGGAGUUGCUGGAAUUGGAAAAACAGUCUCUGUGCAGAAGUUCAUUCUGGACUGGGCUGAAGGAAAAGCUAAUCAGGACAUCUUCUUCAUGUUUCCACUUCCCUUUAGAGAGCUGAAUCUGAUGAAGGAGAAAAAGUUCAGUCUGAUGAGUCUUCUUCAUCACUUCUUCCCAGAAAUGAAAGAAUUACACUUAAUAGACUGUGAGUCCUACAAAGUGGUGUUGAUCUUUGAUGGUCUGGAUGAGUGUCGACUUCCUCUAAAUUUCCAGAACAAUAAGAGAUUGUGUGAUGUGACAGAGUCAGCCUCAGUGGAUGUGCUGCUGACAAACCUCAUCAAGGGGAAUCUGCUUCCCUCUGCUCUCCUCUGGAUAACCUCUCGACCAGGAGCAGCCAAUCAGAUCCCUCCUGAGUGUGUAGAUCAGGUAACAGAGGUACGAGGGUUCAGUGAUCCUCAGAAAGAGGAGUACUUCAGGAAGAGGAUAAAUAAUCAGAGACUAGCCAAUAAAAUCAUAAGACACAUGAAGUCUUCAAGAAGCCUCUACAUCAUGUGCCACAUCCCAGUCUUCUGCUGGAUCUCAGCCACUGUUCUAGAGAGAAUGUUGGGUGAAGCAGAGAGUGGAGAGAUCCCCAAGACUCUGACUCAAAUGUUCACACACUUCCUGAUCUUUCAGAUCAAACACAAGGACCUAAAGUACCAUCAGAAAUGUGACCCUGAUCCUCAGCAGAUCAGAGAGAGUAUCCUGGCACUGGGAAAACUGGCUUUCCAACAGCUGGAGAAAGGAAACCUGAUCUUCUAUGAGGAAGACCUGAGAGAGUGCGGCAUUGAUGUCAGAGAAGCUUCAGUGUACUCAGGAGUGUGUACCCAAAUCUUCAGAGAGGAGUUUGGGCUUCACCUGGGGAAGGUGUUCAGCUUUGUGCAUCUGAGUGUUCAGGAGUUUCUGGCUGCUUUAUACGCAUUUCUCUCCUUCAUCAGCAGAAAUGUAACUACUCCAAACACUGAUCUGUCCUUUUUUUUACCACAAGUCAACAACAUGUCUGAUUUCCUCAGGAGUGCAGUGGACAAGGCCUUACAGAGUGAGAAUGGACACCUGGACCUGUUCCUCCGCUUCCUUCUGGGUCUCUCACUGGAGUCCAAUCAGACUCUCUUACGAGACCUACUGCCUCAGACAGGAAGCAGCUCUCACAGCAAACAGGAAGCAGUCGAGUACAUCAAGGAGAAGAUCAGGGAGAAUCCAUGUCCAGAGAAAUCCAUCAAUCUGUUCCAGUGUCUGAAUGAACUGAAUGAUGAUUCUCUAGUGCAGGAAGUCCAAACCUACCUGAACAGAGGAGGUGACGAGUGUCUCAGUGGAACCAGACUCUCUCCUGCUCAGUGGUCAGCUCUGGUGUUUGUGUUACUGAACUCAGAAGAACAACCAGAUGAGUUUGAUUUGGGUAAAUUUGACCGAUCAGAAGAAUGUCUUCUGAGGCUGCUGCCGGUGGUCAAAGCCUCCAGAAAAGCUGUGCUGUGGGGUUGUAAUCUCACUGAGGAAAGCUGUAGAGUUCUGUCCUCAGUUCUCAGCUCAAAUUUCUCCAAUCUGAAAGCGCUGAACCUUGGUAACAACAGGUUAAUGGAUUCAGGAGUGAAGCUGCUGUCGGCUCUAUUGGAAAACCCCAACUGUAAACUGGAGAUACUGAGAUUGUGUGUGUGUAAUCUGACAGAGGAAAGCUGUAGAGCUCUGUCCUCAGUUCUCAGCUCAAACUCCUCCAGUCUGAGAGAGCUGGACCUGAGUGACAAUAAACUGCAGGAUUCAGGAGUGAAGCUGCUCUCUGCUGGACUGGAGACUCCACACUGUACACUGGAGAUACUGAGAUUGUGUGUGUGUGACCUGACAGAGGAAAGCUGUAGAGCUCUGUCCUCAGUUCUCAGCUCAAACUCCUCCAGUCUGAGAGAACUGGACCUGAGUGACAAUAACCUGCAGGAUUCAGGAGUGAAGCUGCUCUCUGCUGGACUGGAGACUCCACACUGUACACUGGAGACACUGAGGCUUGUAAACUGCAGUGUUAAAGACGACGGCUGUGCUGCUCUGGCUUCAACACUGAUAUCAAACCUUUCAUCACACCUGAGAGAUCUGAACCUGAACUGGAAUAAAACAGAGAAAUCAGGAGUGAAGCUGCUCGCUGAUCUACUGAAGGAUCCACACUGUAAACUGCAGACACUACAGUUGUCUAACUGCGGUGUUACAGGUUAUGGAUGUGCCGCUCUGGCGUCAGCUCUGAAAUUGAACCCGUCAUCACACCUGAAACACCUGAAUCUGACCUUGAACAGUCCAGGAGACUCGGGAGUGAAGCUGCUCCGUGAUCUACUGAAGGAUCCACACUGUAAAGUGGAGAUAGACUUUCAGCCGUACCCCUUCUGAUCUCACACACAAGGUCACACACGUGAUGCGUACGUGAGGAAAAGCAGCUGCUAAUGAAGCUGCAGAAUUUGCUCAUCACCGAGGCUUUACCCCUUCACCGAGGCUGUACCUCCUCUCCGCGUGACUGCGACACGCUCUCUGCGUGAGGUCCGUGUUGUGGUUUCAUUUUUUAAUCAGCUUCAUUUUACGCAGCUGCUCGGCUCGGUGUGGAAAAGCGAGUGCAGCGACUGUGUGUACUGCGUUAGGGGUUUGAUUAAUCCGGGUGAGUGUGAGUGGCAGUGGCGUGUUGAGUAUUCUGAAGCUGUGUCGGAGUCUGGUGCUGGUGGUGGUAUGGAUGCUCCUGGUGAAGAUUCCACGAGCGGAGUGGGAGGAGCUUUACAGCACGUGUUGAAGGAGGUGUUGAUGGAGGUCAGAGAGACUCUGAAGAUCUUCUCAGCUGUUCUCACAAUUCGCUGUAGGGUUUUGUGGUCGGAGGCUGUGCAGUUCCCGCACCACACGCUGAGCCAGCUGGUCAGGAAGCUCUCUGUCGUCCCUCUGUAGAAGCUGGUGAAGACGGGAGGGAGGAGUUGAGUUCUCUUCAACCUCUGCAGGAAGUGGAGGCGCUGCUCGGCCUUCUCGGCUCUCCUGGCCUUCCUUCACUGGCUGCCAGUCACGUACACAACAGAUUUAUUUAAGUUUUAAUUAUUUUUUUUAAAUCUCUGCAUGGUUUGGCACAGCGUUGUAUCUCUGAUGUUCUCCGUGUCUAUAAUAACCAGCUGCCUGUAACUUGUCCAUGGACUCAGAUGCAGUUUAAGGGUCUGUGGGAUUUUUCUGUCUAACAGUUUACCUUUUUUCAUAAAGACAUUUUAAAACGUGAUUUAAAAACAAUUUAUUCAGUUUCUUCUCCCAGACAUCUGAGUCUUUUUAAUGCCUGUAGUUUUGGGUCUUCAGUUGUUGCUUUUUUAUCUGUGGGUUUUGUAUUUUAAUGCUUUUAUUUUCCUUUUAUUUUAAUGCUUUUGUUUGGUUCUUUCAUUGUUUUAUUUCAUUUUAUUUGUGUUUUAUUUCAUUGCUGUUUGGAUUUAGCUGAAGAUGUUGUACAGCGCUCUGAACGACACUUUUAAAUGUUCUGUAUAAAUAAAGGUGAAGAAUAGA